Symbiodinium natans is the source of this 2610-nucleotide messenger RNA. Lineage: Eukaryota; Dinophyceae; Suessiales; Symbiodiniaceae. The record is from the annotation of a GenBank genome assembly.
AUGUCCCAGAGGCAGCGCUUGCGCCGGCAUGCUGGCAAGUACCAUCGCCUCGCCCACAAGUCGACGGUGAUCAGCAAGUAUUCCGCCAAAGCCGACGAUUUCGGCAAGGCGGACCUGCGCAAGCACGCUGCCCAUGUGGCGGCCUGGAUCGCGUAUGGCCCAAAGGGCCGAACUCCAGAGACCGAUGUGCUCAAGCUCCUCAGAAAAUUCAUGGGGCAACUGGGGGGUGGCCCCCUACCUGCUCGCUUGAGGGAGGUCCUGCCAGACGUGCAGGAAGCGCUUCGGUCAGUCCCCCAACCAUCAGCUCGGGUCGAUGAGGGUUGGACGCGGGCAGCACACGAGCUCCGAAGGAGCCUUCAGAAGUUCCGCUGCUGCCGUGGGCCAGUGGAGAAAACGUGCACCGCAAGGGUGAGCAAGGAAGGUGCGCGAGACACAGUUGUGGUGUCCGACAUGUCGGACAUGUCGGACAAUGACCUGGCUGAUGCGCAACACGACCACGCUUUUGAUGCCACUGACGCCAGAGAUGCCGGUGAUGGCAAUGCCAUCAUACAAGUAGAGGCUGACGCUGCGCCGCCUGCGCACGACCAACAUCUGCAGCUGUUCAGCAAGAUAAACGAGUGGGGAUUCUUGGAUGAAGCCCAGCGGCUGGAGCGACUUGAGCAAGUGGAGGCCAUGGCAAAGCGUCCACGAAGGAGCCUGGAUCAAGCGGAGCUUGCUGAAGCCAUUAACGUGGUUGUUGCAGCGCUCUCGCCCCCUCGCAGACAGCGGCUGCAACAAGAGGCUGAAGCAGAAGGAGUUGAUUCUGAAUGCGCAGAGGUGCCUGACUGCCAGAAAAAUAGUCAGCUCGUCGGCCUGCAGCGACGACUGCGGUCGUUGUUGCUUGAAGCGUUGCGAGCAUGGCGAUUGAGGCGCUUCGAUUGCCAGGCCAUUGAGCAUGUCUUGGAGCAUGUCCAAGGCAAGAUCAGCAAGUUUGAAGACAAUGUCGGAGAGAUUCAAGGUGCGGCCGCUGGAGAGGUUUGGGUGAGCAUCAAGCAGACAGUCGAUGAGCUGCUGCAGAGGGCAGAGGCUGGGCCAUCCAUGCCUGAAGCGCAGCGUACCAACUCGGCCGCGCAUCGUUCCAAGAACGCAGGCGCUCUCAAGGGACGGCUGGAGCGCCAGAGCGGCAUCCAAGGAAUCCACUGGAGCAACGCAAAAUCAGCCUGGACAGUCUCCCGCCAGGAAGCUGGCAAGCAGCGGCAAAUUAACUUUUCCAUCGCGGAGUUCCUGAAGCAAGGCCUUGGGGAGGAGGAGGCCGUUGAGGCCACCUUGCAAAAAGCCAAGGCAUAUCGCGAGGAGCUGGUGCGCCAGGGAAAGAUGCAGCCAUCAAAGCCAAGUACGGGCAAGGCGUCCCAGAGCCUGGUGAGGGGAGUCUCCUUUGACGAGAGGAACAAUUCCUGGAGGGUCCGGCUCCUUGAUCCAGCGACAGGGAAGUUUUUAAAUGGCGGCUCUUUCAAGAACCAAGAUGAAUCCGAAGGCAAGGCCCGGGAAAUGGCCCAGACAAUGGGGCUUCCAGCUGAGAGGUCUGUCGUGCCUGUGCAGAAGCUCUCGGAGCUUCCUCGCUUCGCACCUUUGGGAUCACAGAAAGGCAUCAUUUGGAGGGUCGGUGAGCAAUGUUGGUAUGCUGAUGGGAGGUUCCACGGAGUUCGGCGCACCAUGAGAUUUAGGCCCAAAGACGGCUCGGAGGCGGCGGUGAAGAAGGCUUGGACAGAGGCCGUGGCAUGGUACGGGGAGCAAGACGAUGAGAAAAGUCAGUCAGCCGCGAAGUCACCUCAUGUCUUCUCCGGCGACCGGCUUUCGCCCUUCGCGACGCUGACAUCGAUGCCCAUCCUCGACUCGGAGACCUUGCCCCUCAAUCCGCUGGAUGCAAUGCAGCAGGGGAAGUACAACAAGGUGCCCACCAUCCUGAGCUCGGUGACCAACGAGACCUUGGCCUUCGUUCCCACGGAGCUCAUGAGGCUUGGCGACAACUGGCCAUCCUACCACGAGACGCUGCGGAUCGUGUUCCGCGAGCGCGCGGACAAGGUGGCAGCGCACUAUGCUGCUUCACCAGACAGCUCGGCCCUGCCCCCGGCUCGCCGAGCUGCGGUGGUAACCACAGAUGCGCUGAUGACAUGCUACGUCCGCUACGCCGCGCGGGCGCUCGCGGCGCGGAGCGACACGUAUCUGUCUACUUUCAUGCUGCAGCCGCACAGCAGCCAGAUGCACUUGAACUCGCUCUGUGUCGAGGGCCCACCGGCCGGAGCCUCGUGUCACGCGGCCGACAUACUUUACCAGAUCCCAACUUCGCCACGGAUGACCCAGCGCACCCAGCUCUUCUACGCCAGCGAUGCCGAGUCGAAGCUUGCAAGACACUACGCGCGAGCGAUCAUCCGCUUCGCUUCGGGGAGACAGUCGGACUUCGUGCAGUACAACGGCUCCGAGGAUGUAAGCAGGCGAUGGAGCAUCUCUGGCAAUUCCACGCUGCAGAGAUACCACGACGCCCAUUGCAACUUUUGGGAAGACGUGGGCUAUGCUGCGGACGUUUGGAGAGGCGACCUGAGCAGGUCGCCGAUUCCGCAGUUCGUCGUUUGA